GGCUGACCCACCCUGAUCAGGAAAUAUAAACUCAGUGUAGACAGCCUGGAGAAAUCAGUUGGAGGUUCCAGGCACCCAGGAUCUUCAGUGAGGACCAGUAAGCCUGCUUGCAAGAAUGUGCUCCCUCCCCAUGGCAAAAUACUACAUAAUUAAGGAUGCAGAGCAGAAGGCUCUGUACAUGAGAGAUGGCCAGUUCCUGGUGGGAGAUCCCGAUGCAGACAACUGUCAUGCAGAGACCAUCUGCAUACUCCCCAACAGAGGCCUGGAACGCACCAAGUUCCCUAUCUUCUUGGGGGUCCAGGGAGGUAGCCGUUGCCUGGCGUGUGUGGAGACAGGGGAGGGGCCUUCCCUGCAGCUGGAGGAUGUGAACAUCGAGGACCUGUACAGGGGCGGAGAAGAGGCCACCCGCUUCACCUUCUUCCAGAGAAGCUCAGGCCCUGCUUUCAGGCUCGAGGCUGCUGCCUGGCCUGGCUGGUUCCUCUCUGGCUCCUCUGAACCCCAGCAGCCCCUGCGACUUACCAAGGAGAGUGAGCCCUCAGCCCACACUGAAUUCUACUUUGAACAGAGUCGAUAGGGAGGCAGGAAGCUUCCUUGGAGCUGAUAAUUGAAUGGGAGAAACACUAAACAAGCAAAUACACAAACAAGAAAACAGACAAGGGCAAUUUGCAUGAGAGAGGGUGAGGGCAGUAGAUAUUCAAUGGUAACAUUAGAGAGGGCAGUCAGGGGAGGUGACUCUGACUUUUUGGAAGAGGUGACAUUUGAGCUGAUGCUGAAGGAUACAAGGCAGUGCAAGCAGGAAGGGAUGCAGGAGAGAAAUAGCAAACACACAGCCCUGAGACAGAAGGGGCUCAGUGUGUCCAAAUAGUAGUGGAAGGCUUGGGGGCUGCAUCCUGGAGAGGGUUAGGAGAUGGACAAGACCAGCAGAGGACUGGAUCAUGGUGGGGAUCUUGAAGGCAAAUAAGUAUUUUCACUUAUUUUUAAGUGCCAAAGGAUAUGGGAAAAUUUUAAGCAGAAGAAAGACAUGCCAGGCUUUGUGGCCCUAAUAAAUUUAGACUCUUUCCCUGCAUGUUCCUCA
This is a messenger RNA of Bubalus bubalis (water buffalo), 1075 nucleotides long. It is a transcript of the gene IL38, whose product is annotated as interleukin 1 family member 10. The transcript has 5 exons. Gene Ontology annotation, biological process: positive regulation of gene expression; cytokine-mediated signaling pathway; inflammatory response to antigenic stimulus. The record is from RefSeq and is a predicted model, not a curated record. The coding region runs from base 116 to 574 and encodes 152 amino acids. Gene Ontology annotation, molecular function: cytokine activity; interleukin-1 receptor binding. Lineage: Eukaryota; Metazoa; Chordata; Mammalia; Artiodactyla; Bovidae.